AUGGAAACGGUACGCUCGUUCCCUCGGGACCCUGGUGCUCCCUCGAAACAACCAUCGGCGGAGGAUUUGGACGCUGCGCAGCAGCUGAUUUCGUCUGCACAGGCGGGUCGCGAACGUUUGGCACAAUAUGGGAAUGGCCCAGGCAUUAAAGUCUCGGGAAGCCCUCCUCCUAAUAAUCAUGGACCACCCUCUGCACCGAGCCAAUUGAUGGAUGGCCACUCUAAUGACCACCGGGAUGGAACGUCUCCCAAGGCUCAAAAGGAUACCUCGUUUCUGGGACACUCCUGCAGCAAUUGCGGGACACAACACACUCCUCUCUGGCGUCGCUCUCCAACGGGAGCUAUGAUUUGCAACGCCUGUGGCCUCUACUUGAAAGCUCGCAAUGUCGCUCGCCCUACGAAACGAAAUCGCAUGCAGCAAGGUGCGGAUGGUGCCGAUAAACCAAACGCCCCGGUUGCUUCUCGUCCCGAAGCCACGGGCACCUCAGGAGGUGGUUGCAAGGGUUCCUGCCCGGGAGGCGGAAGUUGCAAUGGCACUGGUGGUGCAGAGGGAUGCGAUGGCUGCCCGGCUUACAACAACCGUAUCUACAAGGCUGCGAACCGUGCUCCUUCCGGCGUCGUACAGGGCUCCUGGGGCCGCACUUCGGCUCCUGAUACCGAGCCUGCUUCCGUACCUCAAGAAGCGGAGGCACCGGCUAAGCCUACACCUUCUGAUGGGGGUUCAUCCACGCUGGUUGCCUGUCAAAAUUGUGGGACAACGGUCACUCCGCUUUGGCGCCGGGAUGAGCAUGGACACCCCAUCUGCAACGCUUGUGGUCUGUAUUACAAGCUUCACGGUUGCUAUCGCCCUACCACCAUGAAAAAGUCCAUCAUUAAGCGCCGCAAACGCGUGGUUCCCGCUCUUCGCGAUCAAUCUCCCACGGCUGCUACUCACUCAUCCAACGGUUCAUCGGCCUCUCCUGAAGCAUCCCCCGCUGCUCUAGCCCAGGAUCACCAUCGAUAUAUGAGCAAUGAGCCCAUGGAUGGCCCUCGGCAGCUACCAUUUGCACCGCCUCCUGUGGACUUUACCGGCUUUCAUAUCAGCCCUGCCCCCUUGCAUCACAACGGACUGCCCAUCCUUCUCAAUCCGGAGCGAUUGGGUCAUUCACCGGUCUCUCAAUACGGCCGCCGAUCUGUGUCUCCAAAUAUCCUCUCGAAGAAACGCACACUGGCGGAAACCGAGGCGGAAAGUCUUCCUAUUCCCACGACCCUGGAAUCUGGCUCCAAUCAGUUGCCGCCUAUUAUGACCUCUGCCAACCCCUCGCCUCCAGGCCGCCUGAGUUCAAUCUCUUCCAUUUUGAAUCAUGCGGAUCCACGCAAUGAUUCUCCUCUGGGCCGACCCCAGGCCUUCCAACCUCCCAUGCAGCCUGCACCAUCCCAAUCGCAGCAACUUCCCGGCAUCUCCUCGUUCUCAGAUCCCGCAGCCGAACGCCGCGCUCAACUGGAGCGUGAAGCUGAGCAGAUGCGCGAGGCACUGCGGGCCAAGGAACGGGAACUUGCUGCAAUGGGCCGUUAA
Penicillium daleae is the source of this 1554-nucleotide messenger RNA. RefSeq names its product siderophore transcription factor SreA (gene sreA). The record is from RefSeq and is a predicted model, not a curated record. The transcript is spliced from 3 exons. Lineage: Eukaryota; Fungi; Ascomycota; Eurotiomycetes; Eurotiales; Aspergillaceae. Gene Ontology annotation, molecular function: zinc ion binding; DNA-binding transcription factor activity, RNA polymerase II-specific; RNA polymerase II cis-regulatory region sequence-specific DNA binding. Gene Ontology annotation, biological process: negative regulation of transcription by RNA polymerase II; positive regulation of transcription by RNA polymerase II. Bases 1 to 1554 code for a protein of 517 amino acids.